AUGAGUGACGAGAUGGAGACUACAAUUGAGAGUCCUAGUCUUUUAGUGAGUGGAUUGAAAAGAAAGAGCGAGAACGCUGGUGAGGAGCCACAUUUGGAGGCAGCUAUUAAAAGAGUGGCCUUGAAUGAGGAAGAUAUUGUUAAGGAUAAUAUUACUAGUCUUAAGACAGAAGAUGAUGAGACCUCUGAUGGUUCUAGAAGUUCCAGUAAUAAUUCUGAUCUAGUGAACCUACGGAUGUUGUGUCUCGUGAGAGAGGCGUCGUUGAUUGUGGGAUCAAAAGGUGAGACAAUAUCGAGGAUUAAAAAUGAGACGUCGACAAGAAUCAAUGUUUCUGAGAAUAUUAAAGGUGUUCCUGAACGCGUAGUAUACUUCAGGGGUUCUUGUGAAAAUGUUGCUAAAGCGUUUGGUAAAGUGAGUAGAAUUCUCAGCGGUGCCAUGUUACAAGAAGAGAAAGAAAACAAAGAUAUUCCGAAGAAAUCAGCAGAAGAAGGUGAUAAAGAUAUAGAGAAUACAAUCCCGAUCACUGUACAUUUACUCAUACCCCAUCAUUUAAUGGGAUAUGUCAUUGGGAAGCAUGGUUCACGUCUUAAGGAGAUAGAAGAGUUAAGUGCAGCAAGAUUAUCAGCAUCACCAUAUCAAUUAUUACCAUCAAAUGAUAGAAUUUUGAAGGUGACAGGUGUUGCAGAUGCUUUACAUAUUGCAACUUUCUACGUUGCUCAAACCAUGACUAACUUCAAAGAUAAUUUGAGAAACAAGAAAACCGUAUUUUAUCAACCGGGACCACUAUAUUCGGUCCUAGGAAAGAAUAAUCAUUAUCACAAUCAUAAUAAUAAUAGCAAUAUAAAUAACAAUGGCUACCGCAAUAGAAAUGGACUCUCCUUUAGAGGACCUAUGUACGUGAUGGUACCGCAGUCAUUAGCCAAUGGGCCCAAUAAUCAACCUGGAGCUGUAUAUACACCCGAAACUGCUGCAAAUGCGAAAUCUUUCAUUCCAACGCUACAGAUUCCGAACGUUAGAGUCGUCGAAAUACCACCGCAGCCACAACAGCCCUUAUUGCAACAAGAUGUAUAUAUUGACGAGAACUUCGUAGGGAAUAUCAUAGGUAAGGAGGGGAAACAUAUCAACUCGAUUAAGGAGACCACUGGCUGUUCAAUUUUCAUUGAGGGUCCAACAAAGGGUGCCAAAGAACGGAAAUUAACCAUCAAAGGUACACCUAUGGGCUCCCAAGCAGCCAUCAUGUUAAUAAGCAACAAGAUCGACCUUGAUAGAAACAACUCCAACAGCAAUAGCAGCAAUUGA
Molecule: messenger RNA, 1299 nt
Organism: Maudiozyma barnettii
Lineage: Eukaryota; Fungi; Ascomycota; Saccharomycetes; Saccharomycetales; Saccharomycetaceae
Gene: PBP2
Product: Pbp2p
Exons: 1
Coding region: 1-1299 (432 amino acids)
Biological process (GO): regulation of RNA metabolic process; regulation of gene expression
Cellular component (GO): nucleus; cytoplasm
Molecular function (GO): mRNA binding
Source: RefSeq, a predicted model, not a curated record